Molecule: messenger RNA, 183 nt
Organism: Penicillium macrosclerotiorum
Lineage: Eukaryota; Fungi; Ascomycota; Eurotiomycetes; Eurotiales; Aspergillaceae
Exons: 1
Coding region: 1-183 (60 amino acids)
Molecular function (GO): protein binding
Source: RefSeq, a predicted model, not a curated record
AUGGUAUAUAUCGUCCAGAACACCAUCGUACAGGACUACAGUCAUGAAUGUCGUUACCAACCCAGCGUGAAUCUCUGGGAUCUGAACACCAAAUCCCUUCGACACCAGCUGCCUGGCCAUACCGAUGCGGUCAUGUGGAUCGGUAUCAAUCCAAAUAGCUCGCUUGUGGCAUCUAUUGCAUGA